AGCUGCAAGCUCCAAGCGGCUGCGGACCACAGUGGAGAGGGGCGAGGGGGGCGCUGGCAGCUUGCGAGAUGCGUCGGCGGAGCCAGCAAGCGUGGGUGACGGCGGACGGAGAAUGGUGGAUCGAGAGGCGAGGUGCGAGGUGCUUUGGGCUGGGCCUUCAAGGCCUGGUUGUUUAUGGGCUGGUUUUGUAUGGGCUGCAGAGGCGAAAAACACAUCCGCCCCUGGUCUGCCCGUCGCGCUCGCGCCUCCGUUCUCUCCCCGUUCGCCGCUCGGUUGCUUCCGCCGCCGCUUCCCCUGGCUGCCUCGUGUACUGGUCGAGCUCAAGCGCCCCAUUUCGGGCUGGGUCCGGGAACCUCGAAUCUAUCUCCUAACCCUAUCAAGCUAGCUAGCUGCGAUGCCGAGCUUCCCUCCGCCGGGCGCCGUCACCAUCUGCGAGAUCAACCGCGACCUCGUUGCGGUGGAUGCCCUCUCCGACGACCGCGCCAAGGACGCAUAUGGGGAUGUCCUCGGGAUGGUGUUCGCCCCGAUUCCGUUCCAGCCGGAGGCUCUUCUUCUCGCCAGCCGCGAGCCUGCUGCUCCUGCCGCGGACCAAGUCGAGCCUGCUGACACUGUGCCCACCGCUGGUUUGGCAGCCACCAUAUCCGACUUCUUCAGGCGGAUGGUCUUCCCUCCACUAGACCCAAAUCUGCUAGAAGAAUUUGACACGCAGAAAGUAAGUUGGAAUCCAUACAAGCAUUGCUUAGCAUUCGUGUCUGGGAAGAACCAGGUUACUGUCCAAGACUUUGAGGACUCAGAUGCUAAAGAACCAUGCAUUUUAACAAAUGAUCAUCAAACGGAUGUUAAGGCUGUUGAGUGGAGACCAAAUAGUGGGAAGAUGAUUGCAGUUGCCUGCAAAGGAGGGAUAUGCCUCUGGUCGGCAUCAUAUCCUGGCAAUGUCCCAUUCAUGAAAUCUGGGGUCACUUCUUCUUCCUUUAGUGCCUUCCCUAGAGGUUCUGGUGGUCAGUGGAUACUUGUGGAUGUUCUUCGUGGCUCUUCUGCUGAGCUCGUUAGUGCACUUUGUUGGAAACCUGAUGGAAGAUACUUGGCAUCUGCCUCAUGUAAUAGUUCAUCUUUCACAAUUUGGGAUGUGUCUCAAGGGUUGGGAACUCCUAUACGGCGUGGAUUAAGCAAUAUAUCAUUAGUGCGGUGGUCACCCAGUGGAGAUUACCUUCUAGUUGCUAAAUUUGAUGGUACUUUUCACUUCUGGGAGACAAACACAUGGACUUCAGAACCCUGGUCUUCGUCUAAUGGAUAUGUGUCUGGAGCAAAUUGGGACCCAGAAGGUCGAGUUGCAUUAUUAUCCUUUUCUAACUCGACGACGCUUGGUUCAAUUCACUUCUCAUCGAAGCCACCAUCUUUAGAUGCUCACCUCCUACCAGUUGAACUUCCAGAAAUUUCCUCCCUGAUUGUUAGCCGAGGCAUAGAGAAAUUAGCAUGGGACGCAUCGGGGGAACGUCUGGCACUGUCGUUCAGAGAUGGAAACGAAAUGUACCGUGGCCUGAUCGCGAUAUAUGACGUGCGGAGAUCUCCACUCGUCUCACUAUCACUAGUUGGGUUCAUCCGGGGACCUGGAGAAGGAGCAAAGCCGCUCGCCUUUGCUUUUCAUAGCAAGUUUAAGCAGGGGCCAUUGCUUUCCGUGUGUUGGAGCAGUGGCUGGUGCUGUACGUAUCCGCUGAUACUUCGUCCUCGUUGACUCCAGUCACCUCGCCGGUUCAGGACUGAAUGUUGCUGACGACUUGGAAGACCGAACGCUUCGAUGUGCCUGCUAGGAGAAAUGCAAAGCUCGAGUUGCUGCAUUGUGACGUUGUGGCUCGAGAAAUGGCGCCCUUUUGGACAGUCAUCUCCAGAUGUGUUUGAUUGGAUAUGUAUGUAUGCUUAUGCUGAUUUUAGCGGGGUUUUUUUUCCCUCUGGCCAUACAUGGAUCGCCCUUUUGGACAGUCA
This is a messenger RNA of Zea mays, 1980 nucleotides long. RefSeq names its product Aladin. The transcript is spliced from 15 exons. The coding region runs from base 395 to 1732 and encodes 445 amino acids. The record is from RefSeq and is a predicted model, not a curated record. Gene Ontology annotation, biological process: nucleocytoplasmic transport. Gene Ontology annotation, cellular component: nuclear pore. Lineage: Eukaryota; Viridiplantae; Streptophyta; Magnoliopsida; Poales; Poaceae. Gene Ontology annotation, molecular function: protein binding.